Messenger RNA from Pneumocystis jirovecii RU7, 414 nucleotides. Its product is annotated as histone H2A.Z. Gene Ontology annotation, molecular function: DNA binding; structural constituent of chromatin; protein heterodimerization activity. The transcript has 5 exons. The record is from RefSeq and is a predicted model, not a curated record. Gene Ontology annotation, cellular component: nucleosome. Bases 1 to 414 code for a protein of 137 amino acids. Lineage: Eukaryota; Fungi; Ascomycota; Pneumocystomycetes; Pneumocystales; Pneumocystaceae.
AUGUCGGGCAAAGGAAAAUCACUUGGUGGAAAAGGCAAAAGCGGGGGAAAAGGAAGGGAAGGGAGGGCUCAAGUAUCACAUUCAGCACGAGCAGGGCUUCAGUUUCCAGUGGGACGUGUUCGUCGCUUUAUGAGAGCGUGUAUGCAAAACAAUGUGCGUGUAGGGGCAACAGCAAGCGUGUAUAUUGCUGCAGUACUUGAAUACCUUACGGCAGAAGUGCUUGAACUUGCAGGAAAUGCAUCAAAAGAUCUUAAAGUAAAACGUAUUACGCCACGGCACUUACAGCUUGCAAUUAGAGGAGAUGAAGAGCUGGAUUCAUUAAUUCGUGCGACAAUUGCAGGUGGCGGUGUUUUGCCGCACAUUAAUAAAACAUUACUUCAACCACCUAAGAACAAAAAAGUCUCACAGAAAUAG